Messenger RNA from Guillardia theta CCMP2712, 1320 nucleotides. RefSeq lists its product as hypothetical. The transcript has 13 exons. Lineage: Eukaryota; Cryptophyceae; Pyrenomonadales; Geminigeraceae. The coding region runs from base 1 to 1320 and encodes 439 amino acids. The record is from RefSeq and is a predicted model, not a curated record.
AUGCUCGUCACCAAGAAGCGCCUGCCAGCCCUUCUUGCCGUGCUCGGCGCCUGCUUGUUGAUGGCGGCGUUGGUGGUGGUGCAUCAGUAUCAGGUGGUACUGGAAAGCAGCUCAAGCAACAAUUUCAUCGAGCUGGAGAAGGAAUACGCCAAGUUGCAUCCGGUGUAUAUCAGAUGCGCGAAGAAAGUCGACAUGCCGGAUUUUGUCAAUUUCAUCCUCAAGACUUGCGGCAACAUUCACGAGAUUGAGCAUCUGCAUCAUACCUGCACCAAUGCCAUGCGGGUUGAAAGUUUCCGUGGCAUCCUCGUAGAUUUGACGUCGCUCCAGGCCAAGUCGAAAGCUUUCGGAUGCUGCUGGGAGACUGUGAUGGAGGCGUAUGAGGCGAUCGACGCCAAUGUUUCUCACCAGUGGAGGCUCUGGCAGGGAACAUUGAGCGGCAAGGCUGGAGUUACUUUCGAGGAUGAAAGCUGCGGCAACAGUGUGGGCGAAAAGGGUUACAAUCAACUGAAGAAGGAGGUUGGAGAUCUCACUCGAGUCGUCGCUCGGCAGGAGGACUACAUCGAUCAAGUUCAGCGUCGCGAGCUUGAGCUCGAGCGGAUGAUCUCUUCUCAGAGAUAUCACUACUACGACCCCUACUACUACGGAAGGGGAGGAGGCGGGGGAGGGGGUGACUCGGAAGCAGGCUAUGACAGCACAACCGGGAUGUACUGGAAGGAUGGCAGACCAGCGUCGCUUGCUCGCACAGAGGAAUCGAAAGACGCCUCGCUGCCUGCGCCUCCGACGAAGAUGAGCAAGCACAAGGAGGAGCAGGCAGACCGACGGCUGAGCAUGAAGAGGGAGAAGGCGAGCACGCAGCAGAAGAGCCUCUGGCCUUCAUGGCGGGACUGGCUCUUGAUCAGCGCGAUCCGCAAUCACAAUGCUGCAGCAGCGUCAGCGUACGAGGCUGCAAGGAGAGCGGACGCGGCAGCGAGAGAGCAUGCAGACAUGGCGAGCGCGUACAAGCAGCAGAGCAAUGACAUCAGCUCCAAGUACUCGGAUGUCGUGGACUCGCACAAGGCAGCGCUGGAUGCAGCCGGCAUCGCCAAGGAGGCUGCCGACUACGCGGAGACAGCGAGGACCGAGGCAGAGCAGCACAGAGACAUCGCUAAGCAUGCUCGUGACGUCGCCGUCACUGCCGUGUCAGCCACGUCUGGCGGAGCUCCUCUUGUCCCCUUGUCCGGCACUGUCCCUCCCACCGGCGGUACUGCCGCUUUCUUCGCGCAGAAUGACCCCGCGGACAAGGGCGUGAAGGUUCUGCGCAAGCAGGGCGUCAACGUGUGA